CCCAGCCUCCCAGCCUGUGACCAUCAUAGCUAGCUCAGCCUGCCACUCUCACAAGGACGAUCGCCUGCCCUAACGCCUGGCCACACUGCCCCACAAGGACUGUGCUAUGAACAUGGCGUUUCCCGGGUGCCUCUUGCUCCCAGCAGGGCACCCCCUUGGCAGGAGCUCGGCUGCCUGCACUGGAGCUGGGAACACAAAGAUCCCCAUCCUCCUGGCCUGGUUUUGGGCUUCCAUGACAGGACUCCCCAUGGCAGACUCAGGCAUCCCAGAACUAACUCAGCUCCAACUGGUGAACGGCCCGAGUCGCUGCGCUGGGAGAGUCGAGGUGCUUCACAACCAGCAGUGGGGAACCGUGUGUGAUGACAACUGGGAUUUAACUGAGGCCAGAGUCGUGUGCAGGCAGCUGGGCUGUGGGACGGCGUUAUCAGCCCCACGUGAGUCUCGGUUUGGACAGGGAACUGACCGUAUCUGGCUGCAUGAGGUAAACUGCACAGGGACAGAAGCCGCCCUCUCCGAAUGCAGAGCUAGGCCUUGGGGAGAGCAUAAGUGUAAUCACGUAGAAGAUGCUGGUGUUGUGUGCUCAGACUCCAACAUUCCAGACCCAGGUCCUCUCCAGCUGGUGAACGGCCCCAAUCGCUGUGCUGGGAGAGUCGAGGUGCUUCACAACCACCAGUGGGGAACCGUGUGUGAUGAUGGCUGGGACUUAACUGAUGCUGGAGUCGUGUGCAGGCAGCUGGGCUGUGGGACGGCGUUAUCAGCCCCGGGGGAGGCUCACUUUGGGAGAGGUUCUGACACCAUCUGGCUGGAUGAGGUUAACUGCACAGGGACAGAAGCUGCCCUCGCCGAAUGCAGGGCUCGGCCUUGGGGAAAAAAUAACUGUCACCAUGGAGAAGAUGCCGGUGUUGUGUGCUCAGACUCAGGCAUUUCAGUAGUGACUCAACUCCGACUUGUGAAUGGCCCAAGUCGCUGCGCUGGGAGAGUCGAAGUGCUUCACAACCAGCAAUGGGGAACUGUGUGUGAUGACAGCUGGGAUUUAACUGAGGCCAGAGUCGUUUGCAGGCAGCUGGGCUGUGGGACGGCGUUAUCAGCCCCACGUGGCUCUCGGUUUGGACAGGGAAAUGACCGUAUCUGGCUGCAUAAGGUAAACUGCACAGGGACAGAAGCCAUCCUCUCCGAAUGCAGAGCUAGGCCUUGGGGAGAGCAUAACUGUAACCACGUAGAAGAUGCUGGUGUUGUGUGCUCAGACUCAAACAUUCCAGACCCAGGUCCUCUCCAGCUGGUGAACGGCCCCAAUCGCUGUGCUGGGAGAGUCGAGGUGCUUCACAACCAUCAGUGGGGGACCGUGUGUGAUGAUGGCUGGGACUUAACUGAUGCUGGAGUUGUGUGCAGGCAGCUGGGCUGUGGGACGGCGUUAUCAGCCCUAGCGGGGGCUCACUUUGGGAGAGGAUCUGACACCAUCUGGAUGGAUGACAUUAACUGCACAGGGACAGAAGCUGCCCUCGCCGAUUGCCGGGCUCGGCCUUGGGGAAACAAUAACUGUCACCAUGGAGAAGAUGCCGGUGUUGUUUGCUCAGACUCAGCCCUUCCACAUCUGGCUCAGGUGCGAUUGCUGAACAGCCCAAGUCGCUGCGCUGGGAGAGUCGAGGUGAUUCGUAACCAGCAGUGGGGAACCGUGUGUGAUGACGGCUGGGACUUACAGGAUGCCGGAGUCGUGUGCAGGCAGCUGGGCUGUGGGACGGCGUUAUCAGCCCCAGGAGGGGCUCGAUUUGGACAAGGAUCUGGGCCAAUUUUGCUGGAUGAGGUUAACUGCACAGGGACCGAAGCUGCCCUCUCCGAAUGCAGGGCUAAGCCUUGGGGGGAUCAUAAUUGUCACCACAGAGAAGAUGUCGGUGUUGUGUGCUCAGGCACAGGCAUCUCACAAGUGGCUCAGCUCCGACUGGUGAACGGCCCGAGUCGCUGUGCUGGGAGAGUCGAGGUGCUUCACAACCAGCAGUGGGGAACCGUGUGUGAUGACAACUGGGACAUAAUUGAUGCUGGAAUCGUGUGCAGGCAACUGGGCUGUGGGACAGCGCUAUCAGCCCCAGGAGCGGGUCGAUUUGGGCAAGGAUCUGACCUGAUCUGGCUGGACGAUGUUCAGUGUAAAGGGACAGAAAUUGCCCUUUCCGAAUGCAGGGCUCGGCCUUGGGGAGACAAUAACUGUCACCACAGAGAAGAUGCCAGUGUUGUGUGCUCAGACACCAGCAUCUCCGAAGUGACUCAGCUGCGACUGGUGAACGGUUCGAGUCGCUGCGCUGGGAGAGUCGAAGUGUUUCAUAACAAGAAGUGGGGAACUGUGUGUAAUGACAGCUGGGACCUACAGGAUGCUCGAGUCGUGUGCAGGCAGCUGGGCUGUGGGACGGCGUUAUCAACCCCUACUGGAGCUCACUUUGGGCGAGGAUCUGACCAUAUCUGGCUGGGUAAUGUCAACUGCACGGGGACAGAAGCUGCCCUCUCCCAAUGCAGGGCUAGGCCCUGGGGAGACAGUAACUGCACCCAUGAAGAAGAUGCCAGUGUUGUGUGCUCAGACUCAGGCAUUUCAGAGCAGACUUCGCUCCGUCUGGUGAACGGCCCGAGUCGCUGCGCUGGGAGGGUCGAGGUGCUUCACAACCAGCAAUGGGGAACCGUGUGUGAUGACAGCUGGAACCUACAGGAUGCCGAUGUUGUGUGCAGACAGCUGGGCUGUGGGCUGGCGUCAACAGCCCCAGGCGCGGCUCACUUUGGGCGAGGAACUGACUCCAUCUGGCUGGAUGAUGUUCACUGCACAGGGACAGAAGCUGUCCUCACUGAUUGCAGGGCUCGGCCUUGGGGAGAGAAUAACUGUCACCAUGGAGAAGAUGCCGGUGUUGUGUGCUCAGACUCAGGCAUUUCAGAGCAGACUCAGCUCCGACUGGUGAACGGCCCAAGUCGCUGCACUGGGAGAGUCGAGGUGCUUCACAACCUGCUAUGGGGAACCGUGUGUGAUGACAGCUGGGACAUAACAGAUGCUGAAGUUGUGUGCAGGCAGCUGGGCUGUGGGACGGCAUUAUCAGCCCCAGGAGGGGCUCGAUUUGGACGAGGCACUGAUCCCAUCUGGCUGGAUAACAUCAACUGCACAGGGACAGAAGCUGCCCUCUCCGAUUGCAGGGUUCUGCCUUGGGGAAUCCAUAACUGUAACCACGGAGAAGAUGCCGGUGUUGUGUGCUCAGACUCAUCCGUUCCAGAGAGGGCUUCAAUCCGACUGGUUGAUGGUUCGAGUCGCUGUGCUGGGAGAGUCGAGGUGUUUCACAACCAGCAGUGGGGAACCGUGUGUCAUGACAGCUGGGACAUAACAGAUGCUGGAGUUGUGUGCAGGGAGCUGGGCUGUGGGAUGGCGUUAUCAGCCCUAGCGGGGGCUCACUUUGGGCAAGGAUCUGACCCCAUCUGGCUGGAUGAUGUUCAGUGCACAGGGACAGAAGCUGCCCUCGCCGAAUGCAGGGCUCUGCCUUGGGGAGACAAUAACUGUCACCAUGGAGAAGAUGCCGGUGUUGUGUGCUCAGAUCAGGGCCAGCUGAGUCUGCGGCUGACGAGUGGCCCAAGCCCCUGCUCUGGGCGAGUGGAGGUGCUGAUUAACAACACCUGGAGUGCCGUGUGUGACGCCGGCUGGGGCCUGCCGGAGGCGGGGGUGGUGUGCAAGCAGCUGGGCUGCGGCACAGCGCUGUCAGCCCCAGAGGUGGCUCAGUUCGGCCACGGGGCCGGUGACGUCUGGCUGGAGGGCGUGAGCUGCUCGGGCCAGGAGUCUCACAUCAGCGAGUGCCAGCUGAGCCGGCUGGGUCCCGGGCUGUGUGGCCAUGGCUCCGAGGCCAGCGUGGUGUGUGCCGGGCAGGCCGGCUCUGGGCUGCUCUUGUCCCUGCUCCUCGGCCUGGGGGCUGUCGUGGUGCUGAUCUUCGUGGCCCUGCUCUGCUGGAGGAUGCGGCGGGACGGAGCCGCUGGGAACCCCCUGGGCCAUGUGCACCUGAAGGAGCUGGGGGCUCCAGGGACCCCACCCCGGUCCCAGGGAGCGGCAAAUCCAGAGCCCUCCGAGGAGCCCGACAGCCAGAUGACCUGGCUGGUGAGGGAAGACGUGGUGCUGUGAGAGCCGCGUGCCAGCCGGGCUGGGCUGGGCUCAGCCUGCAGUGAGAGACGGGCCGGUGGGAUCCUGCUCAGAGCAGCCCCAGAGCUGCCAGCUGCCUGGACUGUGGGGAUGCUGAUGGGGCUCAUCUGGGGGCUGGGGGUCUCCACUCCCACUGUGGGGCCCCUGGCACCAUUGUCCCCCCAGCUGACUUGGAAAACUCCCCUGCUCCGCCCCACCCCCAGCUUUCCCUGCUGUAGCUCCCAGCAGCUCCCACGCCCAUCCCUGAGCAGCCUGUGCCCAGCCAUGCAGACAGCAGGUGGUGCGCCCGGCAGAACCAUUGUCAGGUGCACAGAGACAGCCGGCUCCUUCCCCACCCAGCGACCAUCCCAACAUUUAAAUGAGCUAUGGGGAGAGACUGACUAUGGGUGUCUGCCUGUGCCCGAUGUGCCAGGCCCUGGUAAAGCCUGGUGUUCUCAUAUGUAUGUGCCCAGUACAGCCUGAUCUCGAGGCACCAGGCCCCGUCUGUCUGUCUGUCUGUACCCAAUGCACCCUGAACUCAGGGCACCAGGCCCCGUCUGUCUGUCUGUGCCCAAUGCACCCUGAGCUUGGGGCACCAGGGCCCGUCUGUCUGUCUGUGCCCAAUGCACCCUGAGCUCAGGGCACCAGGCCCCGUCUGUCUGUCUGUGCCCAAUGCACCCUGAGCUCAGGGCACCAGGGCCCGUCUCCUCUCUCUGUGCCCAAUGCACCCUGAGCUCAGGCCACCAGGCCCCGUCUGUCUGUGCAGCAGCCUGCCCGGGCCCCCAGUAAAUGAUCAUUACAGCUUCUAGUGUGUAGAUAAGGUGCAGAACUACGUGCAGCUGCAUGAUGGUGCCUUGCUUAAUGGAAAGGGAUGGGCCGGGUUACAGAUACAGAUACAAAGAGCUUGUCUCUAACCUUCCCUCCCCCACCCCAUCCUUGUGCUGUAUAAGUACCCGGUGGUAAUAUUACACAGCUAGACACGGAGACAGCAGCUGCGUCCAGACAUGAGCCCUGUUGCACAUUUCCCAGGGGAAGAUGUUGGGGAACAACCACAUUAUUCCCCCUUUUCUUUGCAUUAGUAGCAUAUUGGCAGCUGAAACCUUUCUGAUUUCUUGUAAUUCCCAAAAGCUUCCACAAGGUGUCAAUGGCUCCCCACUCCUCAAAGUGCCCCACUCUCACCCCCUCUGUAGUGGGGUGACCAUAUGUCCUGUUUUGGCAGGGACAGUCCCUUUUUCAGCUCUGUUCAGGCCGUCCCUACUUUUUUUCAGUAAAACUGGACAUUUGCCCUGAUUUGUGAAGGCAGCGCUGCCUUCAGAGCUGUCCCCCCGGGCAGCAGUCCCCGAUCUCCGCUGCACACUACAGGCAGUUCUUAUGUCUGGGUCAACCUAGGACAGCUGUUCACUGCUUGCAUUACAGGAUAGUGAGGAGUGUACUUAGAGGAUUGUACCUCAGAGAUGUAUAAUCCCUUCCCGAGCAGCCUGGUGUUCUGGUAAAAUGAGUGUGCUGCACACAUUACAAUGGUGCAUUCCUCCCUGAGCUCAGUGAGUACAGUCGUGACUGGUAGGACGCACAGAGAGUAGGGUGACAGAGUGGAGAGCAGAGAGAUGUGGCUGCUGCCAGGGGAUCAGCUCUGAAGGCAGCGAUGCCUGCCAGCAGCAGCAGAGAAAGUUGCUGCUGUCAGACAGUGCUAAUUUCAGAACUGACCCCAAGGAAGCAGCCCCGCUUGCUGGCCGCAGGGCAGAGCAGAGAAGUAAGGGUGACAUGGUAUUGCCACCCUCACUUCUGCGCUGCCUCAGAGUCUGAGCUUCCCUUACUGUAAGGCUCAGAAUAAAAUGCUUUGAGCAACUUAACCGGAGGCUGUAUAGAAGCACUAAAUUAAUUUUCCCGUCAGCUUAGUGCGAGGUCAGCAACGAGAAUGUAGAAACUGAUGGGCACAGAUCAUAGCUAAAUGGAUUGUCAGCAUCAGCAGGGUUGAAGGAUGCCGCAGGCAGGUAAUCCGAUGGUGGUUAGUGGCAGUGCUCUGAUUUGUAAAUGCUGGGGGGUUUUCUGGUUAGUUGAGUUGCAGCUGCAGGCUGAAAGCAGCAUGAUGUUCUCUUCCCAGCUCCAAGGUUUGCCUUGCUUGGGAGCCUGAGUGUUGAGACAGUGUGAAACAGGAAGGAUUUUUAAUUGCACAUUUUGUUUUAUCUAAGAGUCUCCCUGAGCCAAACAGGCUGCCUGCCGUAGAGGCAGAGGGCCGUGCCCAGAUGCUGGGCUGGGCCAGUGUUCCGAGAAAGCCUUGUGAAGGAACACUUGCAAAUCAGUUCUUCCCUGGUGUUUCAGUAGCAGAUUUACCAGGCCAUAGAGAUCUCUGGUAUAAACCCUUCGACUUGGAGAUUAACUUGGCUCAUAGCAAGAAAUUGGUUCAGCAAAACAGGCUGUUAGGAGCAGGGUCCCAGCUGGAGGCAGACUGAUAUCAUGGAUCCAAAACAUCCCUACAAGGAGCACACACAGUUCAUUGACACACAUGUUCUCCUUUGACAAGGGCUGGUUGUGUUACAAGUAAGGGUGGCAAUACCACCAUGCUACUCUUACUUCUGUGCUGCUGCUGGCGGGGGCGCUGUCUUCAGAGCCAGGCAGGCCAGCAAGCAGCCGAUGCUCUCCAUUGGCAAGCUGUGAAGGUAAUGCUGCCCCCAGUCACAGGAUGUUGCCAGGUGAUGCUUUUGUUCUUUUUGGGGUGGGGGGUGGGGGGGAGCCUUGUGCAUACCUGUACCCUUGGAAGAAUCAAUUGUUUGUGUGUGGUCAUUUUUUGCUAUAAAAAUGUCUAGGAAACAGCUGUGUAAUUGUAAUGAAGACCUCCAAAAACAGUUCAAGUUUUUUAAAAAAGACACUUCAACACUGGACAACAGCAAAGUUGUAUGUGAGACAUGUGGAGCACAUUCCUCCAUUGCCAACGGUUGAAAUGACAUUACCCAGCACCCACAAAGCAAGAAACACAUAUAUGCUGGUAAAAAUAAGUCUUUAACACUAAGUGUUUCAGGAUUUUUUUUGAGGCAAGACACAGAAGCUGAAAAAGUUUUUGCCAGUGAGGGAGUGUUUGCUUACCACUCAGUGCGGCACGCACACAGGUUCCGCUCUAGUGACUGUACAUCACAAUUAAUUAGGAAACUAGGCCAGUCUACGUUUUCAUCUGCUCGCACAAAAUCCGAGGCAAUCGCUUGCAACGUCUUAGCCCCUUUAUCCAUUGAAAAAAUGCAGCUUGAGUUGGACAGGGGUUCCUUUAUUGUGCUUAGUGUGGAUGUAUUGAAUAAAAAGGAACAAAAACUAUUUCCUGUUCUUAUAUGGUAUUUUCUCCCACUGGGUGGAGUUUGCACAAAAAUUACUGACUAUUCAUCUCUACUCAGGGAAACAUCAGUUUUGCAGUGUGCAUUCAUCCAGCAAGUGAUUGAGAAGCCAACACCAACACUAACUUUGGGGGUGCCAGACUUUGUGGGAAAAACAAUUUGUGGUGAAAUCUCCAGGCCAACUUAGGAAAAGUGAUCUUCAGUAUUGGGUGUGGGGCACAUAUUGUGCAUAACUCCAAACUGAUUGUCUUCCUUUAGAUGUAGAGAUCUUUGCUGGAAAGGUUUACAAAUACUUUCAUAUCUACACAGAGCAUGUUGAAGAGCUGAAAGGUUUCUGUGGAUUUAUUGAAAUUGAGUAUACCAAAUUACUAGAGCAUGGCAGCACACAAUUCCUCUCAUUGAGACCAGCAACACAGGAUUCUGUCAAUUUUGAUGGGCUUAAAGCGUAUUUUCUUUCUCAAGAUAAAUGCCCGACACUGCUACAGAAGCUGUUCAAUGCUCCUGCCACUCAACUGUGUCUUCGAUUUGUCAGCAGACAAACUGCCAUGUUUCAAAACCUAAUGGAGAUGAUAGAGAAAAAUGCUUUGUCAGUGGCACUUCAAAUACAUUCCCUGCAGGUUAACUUAUUGGAGAGGCUUGGAGAAAGAUGUGUCACCACAGAAGUGAAGAACCUACUGCACACUUUUGUAGAAUGCAGGCAAAUGAAAGAAAAGGAGUUAUACAACAUAGCUGACAAUUUUUACAGGCCUAUCCUACUUAGAGACUGAGAGCACUGGAGACCUGCCUUUGAGUGCACUGAAAAGUUUGAGUGGGCUUUGCUAAGGAAUAUGCAAGACAGCCUCCCUGCAUGCCACAUCAGAAUUCCCACCUUAUAUAUGUUGAAUGAGAAUCGUCUCUUUGACAAGUGGUCUAGUGCCAAAUCAAUUGUCUCCAGUUGUCUUUCAGACUGGAACCAUCAAAGAACGCCCAUCACCGAAAGGUGGCAGAAGGUUUUUCAAGAGCGAUUGUCCGUAAUGCAGUACAAUACACAGAUCUAGCCAAGGCUGUGGAAUUUGUGCUGUGUCUGCCUGGUACUACAGUGCCUGUUGAAUGUGUCUUUUAAAUUAUGAAUGAUGUGUGGUCUCCUGAAAAAUCACAUCUGAGUAUCUCCACCACAAAGGCGGUCUUGUGUGUGCGAGUUCACUUUUCUCUAGACUGCACUGCAUUCUAUGACAAGUUGCUGAAAGACGAGCAAACCCUCAGCCAAAUAGCAUCGUCAGAGAGAUACAACGGGCAUCAAGCAGCUUCACACCCUGAAGAACGGCAAGGCAAGGAACAAUCCCAGUAACUACUGAGUUUUAAAUAAAAUAUAUGAACACAGAUAUAAAAUAUA
Mauremys mutica (yellowpond turtle) is the source of this 8818-nucleotide messenger RNA. Its product is annotated as deleted in malignant brain tumors 1 protein-like. The record is from RefSeq and is a predicted model, not a curated record. The transcript is spliced from 15 exons. Gene Ontology annotation, cellular component: membrane. NCBI's taxonomy places the organism in Eukaryota, Metazoa, Chordata, Testudines, Geoemydidae. Bases 107 to 4129 code for a protein of 1340 amino acids.